Hipposideros armiger (great roundleaf bat) is the source of this 1880-nucleotide messenger RNA. It is a transcript of the gene GFER, whose product is annotated as growth factor, augmenter of liver regeneration. Gene Ontology annotation, cellular component: mitochondrion. The coding region runs from base 106 to 1215 and encodes 369 amino acids. The record is from RefSeq and is a predicted model, not a curated record. Gene Ontology annotation, biological process: liver development. Gene Ontology annotation, molecular function: flavin adenine dinucleotide binding; flavin-dependent sulfhydryl oxidase activity. The transcript has 3 exons. Lineage: Eukaryota; Metazoa; Chordata; Mammalia; Chiroptera; Hipposideridae.
GCGUUGUCAGGGCGCCGCGAAGCCGGCCCUUGGGCGCGCCCCGGCUGAAGGCACAGAUGCACAGAUACUGGCCACUGGCACGUGGGACGCGGUCGCAGCCGAGCGAUGGGGGCGUCGAGGGCCGCAACACGGACUUCGUCUAAGCCACAGCCCGAGUCCACGGCUCCGCCGCGGCGCAGAUUCCACAACACGCUCCUCUUCUACUGGAGGAAGCGGGAGCGCCGCCCUGGACAACGCAAGCCUGGCUCGGGCCGCGGAACUAGACCAAGGGGUGCCGCCAAGACGCGGGCCUCCGGCCCUGCCCGGGCCUCUGGCGCUUCUUUGGACCGAGCGCGAGUCACAGCUCCUAACCUUGCCUCCAUGCCGGACACCGCCUCCACGGCGGACCCCGCCCCAGCCCCGGACUCCGCCCCCGAACCCGCCCUCAGCCCCAACUCAGGCCCGGCCUCCACGCCCGAGCCCGCGGCGCGCGCGCCCAGCUCCUGUGGCCGCGUCCUGGCGGCGGCACGCGCUCUGGCCUGGAGGCCGACUUGGAGGCCCAGCUGGAGGCCUAGCUGGAGGCCAAGCUGGCCCGGCAGACAUUGCGCGGGCAAUAUGGCGGCGCCCAGCGAUCGGGGGCGCUUUGGCGGCGGGAACCUCUUCUCCUUCCUGCCCGGCGGCGCGCGCUCCGAGACGAUGGAGGACCUGGUGACGGACGCGCGCGGUCGGGGGGCAGGGCGGAAAGAUGCUGCCGCCGCGGCCCCGACGCUAACCCAGCCGCCGACCCCUGACUCUGGGGUCGUCGAUGACACCUCCCGAAGGCGGCCCUGCCGGGCUUGCGUGGACUUCAAGACAUGGAUGCGGACGCAGCAGAAGCGGGACAGCAAGUUUAGGGAAGAUUGUCCUCAGGAUCGCGAGGAACUGGGCCGCAAUAGCUGGUCUGUCCUUCACACCCUGGCUGCCUACUACCCCGACCUGCCCACCCCAGAACAGCAGCAAGACAUGGCCCAGUUCAUACAUUUAUUUUCCAAGUUUUACCCCUGUGAGGAGUGUGCAGAAGACAUAAGGAAGAGGAUAUGCAGGAACGAGCCAGACACAAGCACGAGGGCAUGUUUCACCCAGUGGCUGUGCCGCCUGCACAACGAAGUAAACCGCAAACUAGGCAAGCCGGACUUCGACUGCUCCAAAGUGGAUGAGCGCUGGCGUGACGGCUGGAAAGACGGCUCCUGCGACUAGAGGGCGGCCAGGGUCAAUGGGUGACCUGGCUAGAGAGGGGCAGGGCACACAUUAAAGUGCAUCAGAGUACUCUUUAAAGUGUGGCAAAGCCAGAGCCUGUUGUGUCUCAGUUGGGUGACCCCCAGACUCUGCCCAUGGGGCCCUUUCCUUCUCGGGUUUGGAGUUGAAGUGGAGGUGUCUACUGUAGGCACCACAAUGGCUUCCUCUUCAGCCAAGGCCCUGUGGGGCUACAGGUGAGAGAACUGUCCCUUUUCAUUCAGGAUAUGGCCUCCUGCCCGCCCUUCACAGGAAGGUGACAGCCUUGGCUGGGCCCCCGACACCCCUCGAAGCCAGGCCAUUGUCUCCCCACUGUGUAGCUGGGGACAACCACGUGUAGCUAAGGACAGUUGCAGUGACUAUAGCCCCAGAUGAUGUGUGCUGUUUGCACUUCAGGAAAGAGGCCGGGGUGGGGUGUUGGGGGUGCUAAGCUCUCCACCCUGCUCAGACCCUACAGGGACUGAGAGAAAGUGCAGUUAGGGUUCUUCUCUGCGUGUCCAACAACCCUACUGCCCAUUUCCUGUCUAGCAUAUGGCCUUCCAUAGCUGUACCAAUUUCACCCCCAAUAAAACUCCCUGGGGCCAGCUUCCUUGGAGCUUGAGACCAAAAUAAAAUGCUGGAGAAGCUGA